AUGCCACCAAAAUCUCUGUCUUUCGUUGAUGUUACAAAAGAAAAUUUGGUUUCUAUUCAGCACAUUAUUGAAAAAGCUUUAAAUUCUGCAAGUUUCAUAGCUUUGGAUACUGAGUUUACUGGUCUAGGUGGAAAAGAAGCUAACACUAAGGCUCCUAAUAUUGAAGAACGUUAUGUCAAUUUAUGUAAAGUCGUUAGAUCACAUGCCUUGGUUGCUUUUGGUCUCACAAUAUUUGAAGAAGUAACAAAUGAUGUACAAAGAAUGUCUGAAUCUUUGGAAAAACGUUAUAACGUUCAUAAUUUUAACUUCAGUCUCUUAAGUCAAGUUGAUCAUAUUAUAAGCCCACAAAGUUUACAGUUCUUAUCUGAUAGUGGAUUCGAUUUUAAUAAGCAAAUCCGUAAAGGAAUUCCAUAUUUUCCAGGAUGUGAUAAGUCAAAUUCCAACCUCAAGGAUCCAAAUAAUAUUAUGCGAUCAAUAUUUUCUUACAUUCUAUCAAGGAAUGUACCUAUUGUUGUGCAUAAUGGAUUCUUUGAUUUGAUAUACCUUUAUUAUUCCUUUUACGCUGAUUUACCAAGUAAAUUAAGUACCUUUAUCGCGGAUUUAUCUGAAAUGUUUUUAGGUGGUAUUGUAGAUACAAAAUAUAUAGCAGAUUAUGUCACAAGAGAAAAGAGUAGUUUUUUAGCAUAUUUGUUCCGCAAAUACGAAAGAGAACAGGUUGAUAAUAAGUUUUCUGGCAACAAAGAAUAUUUGUUCUUAUCAAUUCAAGAAGAUAUUAAAAACACUUAUAACAAUCAAAUUCUUCAAUCAAAUCAGUUUGAGAAUUCAUCUUAUUCAAACGAGAAGAAAGUAUUAAAUCGAUCCCAAAAUAUAAAGUAUUGUGAACAAUAUGCUUUUCAUGGAUUUUGUAAACAAAGAAUGAAAUGUGGAAAUUCACAUGAUUUAGAUUUUAUAUUGGAUGAACAAGCAAGAGAGGCCGAAACAAGACGAAAAAAACGUAAAUUGAAUCAAAAUCAGGAACGAUUACCAAAAGAUAUUAACCAAUCAACAGAAUAUGUAUCAGCAUCAGAACCACCAACUCUUUUACCUUCAACUAAACCGGAUCAAUUUGAUAUGUAUCAUUCAGCACAUUUUGAUGCAUAUAUGACAGGAUUUAUUUUUGCUAGACAAAUGUUAAAAUAUGGAAAAACUAAAGUGAAUAAUGAAUAUAAGAAUAAAUUAUAUCUUAUGGGAAAGAAUUUACCACUUUUAGUUGAAAAAAGUCAAUUUAGUAAAACGAGUAAUGGACAUAAUAAAAAAAAAAUGAUGUAA
Messenger RNA from Rhizophagus irregularis DAOM 181602=DAOM 197198, 1308 nucleotides. NCBI's taxonomy places the organism in Eukaryota, Fungi, Glomeromycota, Glomeromycetes, Glomerales, Glomeraceae. The record is from RefSeq and is a predicted model, not a curated record.